This is a messenger RNA of Myzus persicae (green peach aphid), 2790 nucleotides long. RefSeq lists its product as uncharacterized. NCBI's taxonomy places the organism in Eukaryota, Metazoa, Arthropoda, Insecta, Hemiptera, Aphididae. The transcript has a single exon. Bases 1 to 2790 code for a protein of 929 amino acids. Gene Ontology annotation, biological process: DNA integration. The record is from RefSeq and is a predicted model, not a curated record. Gene Ontology annotation, molecular function: nucleic acid binding.
AUGUAUCGGCAAAUUUUGAUAUUACCCGAAUAUAGAAAAUACCAACACAUAGUGUGGAGGGAGUCCCCACACGAUCGUCUUCAAGAUUACGUACUUAAUACUGUGACGUAUGGGGUUAAUUGUGCGCCUUUCCUUGCGUUGCGCGUGUUGCAAUCAAUCGCGUCCGAUGACUGCGAUAAUUUUUUAUUAGUACGCCAUGCCCAUGCGUUAAAAUAUCAAACGUACGUCGAUGAUAUCUGUGUGGGUGCAGAUUCUGAAGCCCAGGCGCUUGAACUUCAAUCGAAUUUGAUUUCAGUAUUAAGUAAAUCCGGGCUAGAAUUAAAAAAGUGGGCGACGAAUACAGCCUCGAUUUUAAGGGUCAUUCCGGCUGAUUGCCGUGGGUCAGGCCCGUUACCAUUUGACACGGCCGAUGCGUUCAGUAUUAAGGUAUUAGGAAUCGAGUGGCAUCACGAGACAGACGAAUUUUGUUGCGCGCUCCGUCUAGACCCCGCGCCGGUAUACACCAAACGAGGUAUAUUAUCAUUAGUCGCACGAAUAUUUGAUCCGUUGGGACUUUUCGCGCCGGCCACGUUUUUGGCAAAGUCAAUUAUGCAGCAGACAUGGAACGUGAAGCUGUCAUGGGAUGCUCCCUUACCAAUUGACAUUCAAUCAAGGUGGGCCGCCUUCGUCGCUGACCUGCCGUCUUUACUCACCGUUCGUGUUCCACGAUACAUACAAGCGCGUAAUGGCGCGCCGUGUAUGCUGUUAGGUUUUUGCGAUGCGUCCCAACGCGGUUACGCAGCUGUUGUUUACGUGCGUAUUUUGGACGCCCCACCGGAUAGUUGUAUUUUUUUAUUAGGUACAAAAACGAAAUUAGCUCCCUUAAAGGCAUUAACCGUGUCACGACUCGAGUUGAACGCUGCGAUAUUAUUAGCUCGUUGGCUAGGACGUCUGAGCCAUGCGCUCACAUCGCUAUUAAAUAUAGUCGGCACUCACGCAUGGUCCGACUCGACAAUAGUAUUAUCGUGGUUAACGGUUCACCACGAUUCUUUUAAGACAUACGUCUCGAAUCGCGUGCACCAAAUCCAAGUCUUGUUGCCGAAUUGUCAGUGGCAUCAUGUUGAGUCCUCUUUAAAUCCUGCCGAUUGCGCGUCGCGGGGCGUUACGCCGUCCGAGUUAGCUCAAUUUUCGUUAUAUUGGCAGGGGCCACCUAUAAUCUACACUGAUCCGUCUGAUUGGAAACCAUGUCCCCCCCCUCCAAGUGAUAUCUCUGAGCUGCCCGAAGUGCGACCAAUUGUAUGUGCCGUUCGAGCUGAUGAUGCGCCUGUCGAAUGGUUCACUGUAUUUUCGUGUUUUGAUCGAAUGGUCCGAGUGACGGCGCACGUUAUACGCUUUAUUUCAUUAUGCCGUAACGGUAAGUCCACUUCGCGUCCACCCGCAUUUCUAUCUAAGUCGGAGCUUGAUCACGCCACCCAGGUUCUCGUUUUAGAAUCACAGCGGAUUCACCUUGCCAAUCUACGACGCGAAUUGUCCAAUAAUGUCCGUGUGUCGUCGAAACCGUUAUCACGUUUGUGCCCCUUUAUUGAUGCGGACGCUGUAAUCCGAGUGGGGGGUCGGCUGCGACAUUCCUCGCUAACGUACGAUUGUAAGCAUCCGGUAUUAUUGGCUAAAAGAUCGUAUUUUGCACGAUUGUUAUGUGAAAAAUGGCAUAAGGUAACAGGUCAUUCGGGUCCACGAGUUGUGGCGGCUCUUAUUUCGCGUAAGUAUUGGGUCGUGUCGGUCCGAUCAGUUUUACAUGAGGUUCUGUCACGAUGCGUAGUAUGUGUGAGAUUGACCGCCAAACCGGUCCAGCCAUUUAUGGCUGAUUUGCCCGCGGCGCGGGUACAACAAUGUCGUCCGUUUGCUCGGGUCGGUAUCGAUUAUGCCGGACCUUUGACGAUGCGUGAGCUUCGACUCCGCAAGUCUCGCACUUACAAAAUCUACAUUGCGGUUUUUGUGUGUUUUUCAGUCAAGGCCGUACACCUUGAAGUCGUGUCAGAUUUAACGACCGACGCAUUCUUAGCUGCUUUUGACCGAUUCGUCGCCCGACGAGGUUUGCCGAGUGAUAUUUAUUCCGACAACGGUACUAAUUUUGUCGGUGCGGACAAAAAAUUACAGGCGUUAAUUAAUAGUCCGGAAGGACAAGUGUCCAUCGCGAACUCCCGGUCCAACUGCGUGUGGCAUUUUAACCCCCCGAGCGCUCCCCAUUUCGGCGGGUUAUGGGAGGCCGCCGUGCGGUCGACGAAACGGUUGCUCGUCCGCAUAAUUGGCACCCAUGUUUUCACGUUCGAGGAAUUUUCUACAAUCUUGUCCCGCAUCGAAGCCAUCCUCAACUCACGCCCCUUAACUCCCGCUUCGAAUGAUCCACACGAUUUAGAUUGCCUAACUCCGGGCCAUUUUCUAAUAGGCCAGCCGUUGCUUACAGUUCCCCCUAGAUCAACUCCCGACAAUGUACGUAAUGUUCGCGACCGUUGGAAGUUAGUUGAUCAAUGCCACCAAGCGUUCUGGAGACGGUGGUCAAAUGAAUACUUGACCACCCUCCAACAACGGUCGAAAUGGUCUGGUAGCGUACCUAAUUUAAAAAUUAAUGAUAUGGUCGUGGUGAUAGACAACCAAUGUCCUCCGUUGAGUUGGCGACUUGUCCGUAUAACGGAAGUAUUGCCGGGGGCCGACAGCACCGUUCGUGUUGCGCGAGUUCUGACUAGUACUGGUCAAAUCACCCGCCCGGCAGUCAAAUUGGUAUUAUUGCCCGUCGAUCAGCUGGUCAAUUAA